CUCCCGACUCCUGAGUCAUAUCCUGACUCGACAACGAAAAUGCAUUAUGCACCUGCUUUUUUGGCAUUGGCAACUUCCUAUUAGUUCCUAAACAUAAGCAUGCCAUAUCUUGCUGGUUCAUCAAGCCCAGCUACAGCUAGCUAGCUCACUCUUCGAACUUCAAAGAGCCACGCAAGGGCACGCAAGCCCCUUCCCAUGCACAUUGCAAGCUCCUUGCCUGGGCUUGCCUGCCGUAAUGAUUUUCAGGUACUUGAAACGACUCAUAUGAGUGCUAGGGCCAACAGCUUGCAGCACUUCCAGCCUCCUUCCAGCAAGCCUCCAGCAAGUGCGGACCGCCGUGGCGCCUCAUACCAAGGCUCUCCGUCGUCAAACGCAUUCACCAUUCCUCAUCCAGCUUCUUGGCAAGUCCAUUCUCCAAGUAUGGCCGCCACAUUGGUGUCAACGAUGUCGGUCGCUCUAGCCGCCUUCCUCCUCCUUGCUGACGUCAUGACGGCUGCAGGGCUUCACACAAUCACCUCCGACUCGCGGGUUUGGGGCUCGCGAAAUGCGCUUGGGUCAGCUCAGCCCUCCCAAAGCACCCACCGUAAGCUGAUGCAGGUGCCGACGCCGGCGCCUGUUGUGAGUGACUACCUCAUUGAAUUCUGUGUGGAGCAGGGAAUCGAGGCCAGACAAGCUAGCUACCUUGCUGGGUUUGACACCACGACUUUGUACGUGGCCAUCAACACCUGCGGGGGCGAGCCGCUGAACACCACCACCGAUGUCUACAAUCCUAGAGUUAACGGCACCGUCACUCAAACGAGCAUCCCCGGGGGUCGAACCAUCUCGUGGCACGUGGAAGGCUCUGGAGUCUUCGCCUUCAUCGUGGAUGCGCUGUUCAACCCGAGCACGUCAGCCCGGUUCGACGAAGACACCUUCACGGACGUUGACAACUUCUUCCUCGGAACGCGCCCCAACGAGGAGGGCUUCACUGACGCCGGUCUUUCAAAGGAGGACCUCAAGAGCAUCCUCGCAACGGCCACCUUCGUGUGGGACUACUCCUUCUCUGUGACCGAUGGCAGCAAGCCAGGAGACCCCUUCUCUCCAGCAGCGCUCGGCGAUCCGACGGCCAGGAUCCUUCGUGAUGACAUGACGGCGACCAUCAGCGGGCCCCUGCGCAGCACACCCACCCUGAAAUACCCGCUUGGCAACCCGGCUGUUGCUUUCUUCCGCCAGGUGAAUGUUGAGGGUCAAGGAACUGGCCCGUUCGACUUCCCCGGCUCGCCCGAGAGAGCGGUUGAGACCGAGUUCUCCCUCAACGUGCUCUCCCCCACCGCGAGCGGCGCGCGCGCGGCCGCGCUGAUCACCCAGGUCACUGGUAAUACUCCGAUGCCCACCGAGGGAGCACCGACCCCUACCCCGGGCAGUACUACCGGUGCCCCGACCCCCCCAACCGCCACCCCGGUUCCUCCCACCGGCACCCCGGCACCCACCGCCGUUGGCUUCCCUGUGGGCGGUGUCUGCGACGCGUCCUCCGCCCUUCCCAAUCAGUGCUUCUCUUCGAACGGUGCUCGCUACGUCUGUUGCGCGGGCGGCUGCCCCAGUAACCCAACGGCGACGCCACGUUGCGGGUAGAGCACACGUGGGGCCAUAAGCUAUGGUCGGGACGCCGUCCAAAUGCUCUUGAAGCAUCAGAUGUUGGGCAAGGACUUUCUGUGUGGCCAAUCGGGAGCUGCGAAGCUCGUUGAAAUAAGUUUUCUUCGUAGUACGGGAAUCUAUGAUUAGCGAAGUCAACUUUGGACAGAGUCGCGAGGUUGACUUAGUGCAAGAUCCGACGCGGCCGGGCUUUGAGAGAAAAAAAGUACAUCUGCAGCAUGAGUCUGCGAAGACACUGCAUGAGCAAAUUAAGGGCCAAUUCUACAUUUGUUGGCCAACUGUGUACUACCGGGUUCCAAGCAUGAAUUGGGUACAGUAGUAUGACAUGAUCUCAAUGUCGAUAUCUUAGAUUUUGUAUGUAGACCUCCUUUUUGGUACAUGGUAUUUUCAUUUUCUUAAGUUUCUGAGUAGGUGAAGUCAAGGUCCCGCGCUUGAGAUUGAACCGCCGCGCAUCCAACCCAUGC
Molecule: messenger RNA, 2096 nt
Organism: Klebsormidium nitens
Lineage: Eukaryota; Viridiplantae; Streptophyta; Klebsormidiophyceae; Klebsormidiales; Klebsormidiaceae
Source: the annotation of a GenBank genome assembly